ACUGCAAAAAAAGAGUAUAAACAUCAGAGAUACGUUUAUAACUGAUAAACAUUGUGCAAUCGUGAUAGAUGUGAUUGAAAUUGAAAUACAUUUCAAAAAGCAACUCUGAUGUAGUGUAAAAAUGUUCUAUACUAUUUUCUAUAGAAAAAGUGGACAAUAAAUAACUUUUUUCUAAAGAAUGGCUCUCACAUAUUCGUGGUGGUGUUCGCGCUACUUGACAUGUAAUGCCAGGAAACUAUUUUAUGAUGUUAUGUCUUCGCGUAUUUCGAAAAAUAACCAGAGACUGAUUUCGAACGAAGGCAAUAAAAUUCGAGAAUCAGUCAAAAAAGAUGCCAAAGGUUUCGACAGAGACCAUGGUCGUCCACUGUACCUUGAUGCUCAGGCGACCACUCCCAUGGACCCGCGGGUGUUGGACUCCAUGAUGCCCUACAUGACCGGCUACUACGGCAACCCGCACUCACGCACCCACGCCUACGGCUGGGAGACGGAGGAGGCAGUGGAGCAUGCCCGCAAGCAAGUGGCUGAUGUGAUUGGAGCGGAUCCGAAGGAAAUAAUCUUUACUUCCGGAGCAACGGAGUCAAACAACAUCGCAGUUAAGGGUGUAGCGCGCUUCUACGCCAGCCGCAAGAAGCACGUCAUUACCGCGCAGACUGAACACAAGUGCGUGCUGGACUCGUGCCGUGCGCUGGAGGGGGAGGGCUUCAGCGUGACCUACCUGCCCGUGGGGCCCACGGGCCGCGUCAGCGUGGAGGAGCUGGAGGCGGCCAUCCGCCCGGACACGGCCCUCGUCUCCGUCAUGGCCGUCAACAACGAGAUUGGCGUCAAGCAGCCCGUCCGGGAGAUAGGUGCGGUGUGCAGGGCACAUAAAGUAUUUUUCCACACAGAUGCCGCGCAGGCGUAUGGCAAGAUACCCAUUAACAUUGAUGACCUCAAAAUUGAUCUGAUGUCCAUCAGUGGCCACAAGAUAUAUGGCCCAAAAGGGAUCGGCGCGCUGUACGUGCGCAGGCGGCCGCGCGUGAGGGUGGAGCCCCUCCAGAGCGGCGGGGGCCAGGAGAGGGGCAUGCGCAGCGGCACCGUGCCGGCCCCGCUGGUCGUGGGACUGGGGGCCGCCGCGGAGCUGUCCAGCCGGGAGAUGGCCUAUGACCACAAGUGGAUGGAAAAGUUGUCCGAGCGACUGCUGGACAAGAUAAUGUCUCACCUGCCCGACGUCGUGCGGAAUGGAGACCCGGACCAUUCGUACCCAGGCUGUAUCAACCUCUCGUUUGCAUACAUUGAAGGGGAGUCCCUGCUGAUGGCGCUGAAGGACGUGGCUCUGUCGAGCGGCAGCGCGUGCACCUCGGCGUCGCUCGAGCCGUCGUACGUGCUGCGGGCGAUCGGGGCGGACGAGAGCCUCGCUCACUCGUCCAUCCGCUUCGGCCUGGGCCGCUUCACCACCGAGGAGGAGGUGGACUUCCUGGUGGACCUGUGCGUGCGGCACGUCCGGAGGCUGCGCGAGAUGAGUCCGCUGUGGGAGAUGGUGCAGGAAGGCGUGGACAUCAAGGCAAUCCAGUGGGCACAGCACUGAGGACCUCGUGACUCCACAUUAUCUCGCUUGGUCUCAUUUCAAAAUAUAGGUUUCAUCUGCAGCUAUUGUACUGCAAUAUAAACUAUAAAAUAAACAUUUCUUUAUUUCUU
Messenger RNA from Bacillus rossius redtenbacheri, 1674 nucleotides. Its product is annotated as cysteine desulfurase-like. The record is from RefSeq and is a predicted model, not a curated record. Gene Ontology annotation, molecular function: pyridoxal phosphate binding; cysteine desulfurase activity. Gene Ontology annotation, cellular component: cytosol; nucleus; mitochondrion. Gene Ontology annotation, biological process: [2Fe-2S] cluster assembly. Lineage: Eukaryota; Metazoa; Arthropoda; Insecta; Phasmatodea; Bacillidae. The coding region runs from base 179 to 1564 and encodes 461 amino acids. The transcript is spliced from 10 exons.